AUGGCACAAUUCUUUCCUAGCGUCACUGCAGAUUCCUUGAAAAAUAAGGUCAUCGUGAUCACUGGUGGCGCAAAUGGAAUUGGGGCUAGUCUGGUCGAAUACUGCUGCCAUCACGGAGCCUAUGUCUGCUUUGGUGACAAAGCAGUCUCUGCAGGGGUCCAACUUGCAGAAAGGCUUUGUGCCUCGUCCGCUUCGUCCUCGCGCCCACAGGCUAUCUUCUAUGAAACGGAUGUCAUUGAGUACAAGUCAAUCCUGAAUCUUUUUGACGCGGCACUCGAUACAUAUGGACAUAUCGACCACGCUGUUGCGGGAGCGGGAGUUAUGGAGAUUGGCAAUUGGUUCGAUCCAGGCUUAACACUAGAAGAUGUUCGCGAGCCCGCUACCACCAAAGUCCUAGACGUCAAUUUAGGCGGCUGUCUCUCUGUCGCACGCAUCGCGAGCGUCUAUCUGCGCCAGAAUCGUCCAAUGGACGCUGAUCGCUCAAUAACUCUGAUUUCUUCCGUCGCUGGUUUCAAAGAGUCACCGGGCCUUUUCGUCUACCAGGCGUCUAAGCACGGAGUCCUUGGGCUGAUGCGCGCUCUGCGCCUGUAUCUUUCGAGAUCACCACAUCUGCUUCGCAUCAAUGCUGUUUGCCCCUGGAUGACCACCACGGGUAUGGUUCAAGGAAUUGAGGAGGCUUGGCGCAACGCGGAGUUGCCUGUCAAUUCGCCGAUGGAGGUUGCUAUAGUUACUGCAGGACUUUUGGUAAGUCAGCAGCUGAAUGGAAAGUCGAUGUUCGUUGAGGGUGGUCGGGCGUGGGAGAUAGAAGCCAAUAUCGACCGGUUGGAACCACAAUGGCUGGGGGAGGAGCCGUCAAGAUCAUUGGCUAAGGGACAGGCGGUGCUUGCAGAUGGGAGCGAUUGGACCAAGUCAGGAAGAAAUGCUAGAUAA
Molecule: messenger RNA, 930 nt
Organism: Penicillium waksmanii
Lineage: Eukaryota; Fungi; Ascomycota; Eurotiomycetes; Eurotiales; Aspergillaceae
Product: putative 3-hydroxyacyl-CoA dehydrogenase
Exons: 3
Coding region: 1-930 (309 amino acids)
Cellular component (GO): cytoplasm
Molecular function (GO): oxidoreductase activity, acting on the CH-OH group of donors, NAD or NADP as acceptor
Source: RefSeq, a predicted model, not a curated record